Euleptes europaea (tarantolino) is the source of this 1565-nucleotide messenger RNA. RefSeq names its product raftlin family member 2 (gene RFTN2). The coding region runs from base 13 to 1536 and encodes 507 amino acids. NCBI's taxonomy places the organism in Eukaryota, Metazoa, Chordata, Lepidosauria, Squamata, Sphaerodactylidae. The transcript is spliced from 9 exons. The record is from RefSeq and is a predicted model, not a curated record.
GCAGACUUUGCCAUGGGGUGCGGACUAAGGAAACUAGAAGAUCCGGAUGAUAGCAGCCCUGGAAAGAUAUUUUCAACACUGAAGAGACCUCAAGUGGAAACAAAGGCAGACUCAGCUUAUGAGUACAUAUUGCUAGAUUUUACGCUGGAAGGGUCAUCAAAUCCAGAUGUUAUCAAGAUCAGCUCUGUGCUGGAUAUUGUGAAAAAGGUAGAAGAGUAUUAUACUAAAGGUUAUGUGGUGGGAGCCAUUCACCCCAUUUUACUGUCUGUUGGACGAAGAAGGCACUUUCCAGCAAGCCAUCUAUACAGAGUUGUCCUGUUGCGUCUCAAAUUAAGCCAGAAGCAUUCCGCAUCCAGAGCGCACCGACACCCCAAGCUUGUGAUUGAGGAGUGUCCUUUGACGUACGAAACGCUGACAAACGAGGCAGUAAAGGGGCUGUUAGAGAAAAUCAACGACACUGCCAAAAGAGGGAUGAAGUUUGUGGGAUUCAUAACACAGCCUUGCCCUCAAUCUCAAGUCUGCAAUGGCACAAGCCCGGAUGGAAACACCGAGUCCGACUCAACGCUGGGCAGGAGGAACCGGGAGCAGGGGAGGCACAACUCCGACGAAAAUGUCAAGAACUGGAACGAAGAGACGCUGAGUGGUCAGUCCUCCGAGAGUGGAAUAGAGGAAGAAAUUCAGCCGGACGGUGGACAUUGUCCAGAUUCUGACUUUCAAGAGAGAAGAGAAGGCAGUCCCGGCCCUACAAAAUUAAGGAAAGGAGAAGAGAACAGACUUUACACCAUCUUCAAUGUCUUUGAGGAUGAUUCUACCUGCUGGACGUAUCACGAUGGCAUCUUAUCUCUCAAAGUGACAAGGAAAGGGCCUGUGAUUAGUACUCUGGAUGCUGAUUGGCUAGAAUUAACCACAUAUUAUUAUAAACAAGGACUGUCAUUAAUUGAUUCAUUCGUAUACUGGGAAGCUUCUAAAGUUGAUCACCUGUCCAAAUCAUUAGAAGGCUUGUUUAUAUAUGAAGAAGGUGGUUCGGGAGUCCCAGGUUCGAACAGGAAAGGAAAUGAUGCAAUAGUUGUAGAACAGUGGACUGUCAUUGAGGGCAGUGAGAUCAAAACAGAUUAUGGUCCUUUGCUGCACACGUUGGCUGAGUUUGGCUGGCUUUUAACAUGUGUACUGCCUACACCAAUCAUCCGACUGGACAGUGAGGGCAACCUGGCCACUAAGCAAGUGGUUUUCCUUCAGAGACCUGUCAUGUGGAAUUCAGCUGUCCAGACACCCGAGAAGAAACCUGCCAAGCAGCUCCGAGAAGAAAAAGGCAAAGUCUCAAGCAGAAGCGCUGGAGUGGAGCCAGCGAUUCCCCACCCUGCACAAAAGACCCAGCCGACAGAUGAGUUCCACUUGUCCCCUCCUACACCGUGUUGGGCCAAGGAAGGAGGUGCACAACAGGGAAACUUUCCGGGAUUCGGCAGCAGCGACGGCCUGCUCAGGGAAUUGGACGAGGGACAGUUUGAGCAGGAAGUCACCCAGGUCACCUGUAUGUAACCAGUAACUGGACUGGAAGGACCUGUACA